AGUUGGGUAUGUGUGUGUGUGUGUUAAUUUUGCUGCACAAGAUACUUCACUAUCUUUUCCUUCAAGAGUUUCACCCUUCUUCAUCUUCAAACCCUAGAAAUUCUUAAUCUUUAAUCUCUCCUCAAACCAAAAAUCACACACAAACCCACUCAGAGUUAGAGAUAAAAGCAACCAUCUUUUUACAUUUGAAGUGUUUUCUCUCAGUGUUUUGAAAUGGGUGCACCGAACGACUCAUCCUGUGGGAAUGGACCUUGACUCGGUUCUUCAGCAUUGUUCCCAAUGGGAAAGGGUGAAGAAGAACAGCAACCGUUGCCUCCCGGCGUGGCCUCCGCAGAUCCGCCGCAGAAUGCGGAGGCCCACUGUCGGUGCCGGUGUUCUCGGAUUCGGAAACUCGUUGGUUUCAGAUGCAUUCUCGUACUUCUCUUUUCUGUUGCUGUGUUCCUCUCUGCUAUGUUUUGGUUGCCCCCAUUUCUUCGCUUCGCAGAUCAGAAGAAUCUGCAUGCCGAUUCUAGAUUCAAAGAUCAUGAUAUCGUUGCAAGCUUUAUUGUUAAUAAGCCAGUCUCUUUGCUAGAAGAUAACAUCUUACAGCUCACGGAUGAAAUUUUUGACGAGAUAGAAGUUCCCUCUACCAAAGUGGUCGUCUUGUCUCUAGAUCCCUUUCCUGUGUCAAACAUGACAAAAGUGGUAUUUGCAGUUGAUCCUGAUGGUAAAUACUCAGAAAUGUCUCCAGCUUCCAUUAGUUUGAUAAGUGCAUCAUUUAAAUCCCUGGUUAUAGGCCAAUCAGUUCUCCGGUUCACUUCUUCAUCCUUGUUUGGAGAUCCCUUCUUUUUCGAAGUGCUGAAAUUUAAGGGAGGAAUUACCAUAAUUCCACAACAGAGCGCAUUUCCUCUGCAAACAGGGCAAACAUUAUUCAACUUUACUUUGAAUUUCCCAAUAUAUCAAAUACAAUUAAAUUUCACUGAGCUGAAAAGUCAGCUAAAGUCUGGAUUACAUCUGGCAUCUUUAGAGAAUUUGUAUGUCAUCUUGUCAAAUUCUGAAGGUUCAACAGUAGAUGCUCCUACUAUUGUUCAGUCAUCUGUUCUACUUGCAAUUGGGAUUCCUCCAUCAAAAGAGAGGCUAAAACAACUGGCAAAAACCAUCAUGGGACCUCAUAAUCUUGGCUUGAAUAACACUGAAUUUGGUAGGGUUAAGCAGGUCCGACUUUCAUCCAUAUUGCAACACUCCCUUCAUGGCAGUGAUGGUAGUGGCUCUGCGCAGUCACCUUCCCCUGCUCCUCUGCCCCAUCCACCACACCACCACCACCAUCAUCAGCAUCGACAUCAUCAUCACCACCACGACACCCAUCUAAGUCCUGCAACUUCUCCUAGACCUGCACCUACACCUGGGGAGGUUUCAACUCCGCCAAAGGUUGGUUCUCCUUCUGCUGCAAAAAGUGUGCCUUCACCAGGCGAAAGUCCUCAAGCUCAGCCACCAAGUUGUCGACAUGGGUAUAGAAUAAGGUCUACCCAUAAUGCUGGGAAACAUACUCAUCUAACACCUGCGGUUGCCCCUAGUAUGGAUCCACAUUAUCAUGUUCCUGUUGUGUCACCAAAACCACACGUUGAACCCCCUUCACAUGUCUCUCAUUCAGUACCUGCUUUAAGUCCUUUACCGAAUGUUGCUUUUGCUCAUGCUGGGUCCCCUCCUAAGAAUGAACCAGCUGCGGAACCUUCUCACACCCAUUUUCUUGGGCCAUCAUUAUCUUCAUCUUCUACAGGUUGUCUUGGAACUGUUAAAUGGACAAGUUUAAUGUUUGUAGUUCUUGUGUUACUUGUAUAAUAUAGUACUGGAAUUGUAUCUUUCGGCCAGACAAACUAGAGUACUAUAAAUGUGAGCUACGCAAAGGGCGUGCUGCACAUCUGAGUGGAUAUAAGUUGUCACCAUGCGUGUAAAUAGUUGAUUAAAAAGAUCCAGACAGUGUAUGCGUUUUCAGGUCAAAGUCCACAUGUGGCAGGCCUUGAUUACAUGCAUUACCGCUGUUUUAUGAUGUAAGAUGAAAAAACAAA
This is a messenger RNA of Gastrolobium bilobum, 2045 nucleotides long. RefSeq lists its product as uncharacterized. Lineage: Eukaryota; Viridiplantae; Streptophyta; Magnoliopsida; Fabales; Fabaceae. The coding region runs from base 280 to 1818 and encodes 512 amino acids. The record is from RefSeq and is a predicted model, not a curated record. The transcript has 5 exons.